AAGCUGUCGAACGACGGUGAGGAUUUUGUUGGUAGGCAGACGAGAAGGUGAAGGCCGUUUGGAAGGCUGCGAGGCUCCAGGUUACUGUUUUCUUCAAAAUUGGAACAUCCUGAGGUGAAGUUUAUCUAUUUAUUUUCAUAAGCCCCAUGCACACAGGUGUUGAGAACAUCGCCUGCGGAAGGCAAAAACAGAAGAGAGGCCAAGUAAAAGAGAUACAGAGAGAAGGAAGGGGAAGAAGAAAAAAAACAGAGAUCUUUGGAACCAAAAGGGUCCUCGGGAAGGCGCAAGGCACGACGGUCUGGUCUUGCCCGUACCGCCUAUCGUCAAGGACGUCAAGGACGGCAUCUCACCACCCACCUCGAUCCGGUCCCGCCUCUCUCUCACCUCCAACCCUCCCGUCUUUUGACCUUUCCACCUCCCGCCUCCCACCUCCCGUCUCAUUACUCGGCGCAAUCCCAUAUUUCACCACCUCACCUCCUACGGCGAAUAUCGAUUUCCCUCCGAACAUCACGCGCUUCCAGAGUCUCGGUCAGACCAUCAACAUUAGAUCACUCGCACCUUCUUCGUUGCGCAUCAAGGAGGCAAAUCCAAGACAAAAAGGUCCGCAGUGACACCUUCGUCCCGCAGGUAAGUACGAUGCACUUUGUUGUCAUGUUUUCUUCUCCUUUUCAUUUCGAGGCUUGGUGGCGCUUCCAUUUUGUAUUAUUCUUCACGAAUAGCCUCUUUGGUUGCUCAUUUACCCUGAACCUUCCUUCCUACUCGACCCAAUCCGUCCCCGGGGACUCAUUUACAAGCUUUGUCG
This is a messenger RNA of Colletotrichum acutatum, 802 nucleotides long. RefSeq lists its product as uncharacterized. The coding region runs from base 147 to 611 and encodes 154 amino acids. The record is from RefSeq and is a predicted model, not a curated record. The transcript has a single exon. Lineage: Eukaryota; Fungi; Ascomycota; Sordariomycetes; Glomerellales; Glomerellaceae.